CCUCGUCAGACACGGGCUGACCUGCCCGCCCUUCCUCCCACAUUGGCACCACGCACACAUUCGACUUUUGCUUUCUCCCUCAUCCACCAUCCAUUUCUCCUCAUCCAGCGACAGUAUCAACAGCGCCAUCACUCGCUUUAUUGCUUGUAAUUCGUGGGACCGCCGACUUGUCCGGGUCUCUAGCGCACGCCCUCUAACCCAGCGUCGUCGUCACCACCUCCUAAUUGCUACCCGCCGUCAUCUUCGACGGCCAGCGGCCCGGCCAUCUACCCCCUCGUGCGACGGAGCUGGCUGGGUAUGGCCUAACGACUUCGCCACGGGCGUCCCUCGCGAUCGAUCAUUGCCAGAAGAUCCAGUCCCCAUGUGAUCGAUCCGCCCACGCCAUUCACAACGCCUGCCCGACAUGCUACGACGACCGCCCAACGACGGUCGUGGCGCCUCGCAGCAGCAAAAGUUCCUGCUUGCCUUCGCCUUCUUUCUCCUGCCCUGGCUGCCGCUCGCCGAGGUUCAGCAUCCGACGCCGCAGCAGGCUGUGCACUCCCUGCCACCCCAAGUCGGAGUCCGCAACGGCGCUCGGAGCGACAACAGCCAGCCAUUGCCCGACGGUGCGGCUGUCCAUAACUGGGCCGCCACGCAAUACGGCGACAGCAAGCAUGAUGCCGAGAUCCUCGACGAUGCUGCUGCCGACUCCGCCGACGACUCGGCGCCGACGGCACCACGCGACAAGACAAGGCCGUCUCCCGCCCUCCCGAGGCAGCGGCAGCACGACCCCGUCGUCGACCGCUCCAGACUGAACCGCCAGCAGCACCGGCCGCCAGUCGGUAGCAACAGCUAUAGCUACAACAUCCACAGCGAUGGUGACAACAAUAACAAAAACAAUAAGAAACCAAAUACCAAUCAUAACAAGCGACACAUCAUUGACACCGACGAUGCGAGCGCCCUCGCGACUUUGGCUCCGGCUCAGGCCGUCCGAGCACCACAUCCCCCACGACAUCUUCGGCCCACUAGCAUCCCCGCUACCGGGCUCACCUCGCCGCAGAAUGCGCGGAGUCUGGAGGACUGGGAAGUGGAAGACUUUGUUCUUCUGGCGACCAUCGAUGGAACCCUCUACGCCACCGACCGCAAGACGGGCAAGGAGCGCUGGCAGCUCGAGGUAGACCAGCCCAUGGUCGAGACGCUCCACCACCGCGCCAACAGCUCUGUUCUCGACGACGACUACAGCCCAGUUGAUCACUACAUAUGGGCGGUCGAGCCCAGCCGCGACGGCGGCGUCUAUGUCUGGGUUCCGAGCGGGCCCGACGCCCGCCCUCGCGCCACCGGCUUCACCAUGAAGAGCCUGGUUGAAGAGCUGGCUCCCUUUGCCGACGAGAAAUCAGCCGUCGUCUACACCGGUGACAAAAAAACCAACAUGAUUACCCUCGACGCCGCCACGGGUCGCGUCAUUAAGUGGUUCGGCUCUAGUGGCUCCCAGGUUAACGAGGCCGAGAGCUGCCUGCGGCCCAACGCACUCUACGACAAGGACUCGGAGGAGUGCAGUUCUACGGGUACCAUCACCCUCGGCCGCACCGAGUACACCGUCGGCAUCCAGCGUCGCGAGGAUGGCCGGCAGGUGGCCACCCUCAAGUAUGCCGAGUGGGGUCCCAACAAUUUUGACCUGGACCUCCUUCAGCAGUACCAAGUCUCCCUCGACAGCCGCUACAUCACGAGCCGGCACGACGGCAAGGUGUACGCCUUCGACUAUGCUCGGGCCGGCCCCGCGGCGCCCUUGUUUAGCCACAAGUUUGAGGUGCCCGUGGCUCGUGUCUUUGACGUUUGUCGUCCGUGGGACGCGGCUUCGGAGAGCAACCCCGAGCUCAUCGUCCUACCCCAGCCGACGAUGCCGUCACAGGACGCCAGCAUCGCUCGAGCGCGCAGCAGCAGCAUCUUCCUCAACCAGACCGAGACAGGCAGCUGGUACGCCAUGUCUGGCCGCGCGUAUCCGCUCAUCGUCGACGCGCCCAUGGCGCCCAUCAACUCCCAGGACUGGUGGGACAUGGCGUCGAGUUGGGAUACCGUGAGCGGCCCCAAGCUCUCGAAAGCCCUCGCCGGCACGCAUUCGCUCGACAGGCAUCGUGGCGACAAGCUGGAUGCGCCCACCCCCCAGGGCAUGAUUACGGAUGGCAGUGAGUACAGGGAGCAUGACGCGGAUCUGCCCACGCCUGAGCCAUCUGUGCUGGAGGAGUCGACCAUCGUCGAUAAAGUCAAGGGCCUUCCGCAGAGCGCGGCGGACAGCGUCGUUGACUUCAUCAAGAACCCCAUCCUCUUCCUGCUCUUCUUUGCUGCCCUGAUCUACAACGAGAAGAAAUUACGCCGAUCGUACCAUCGCUGGCGCACCAGCGGUAGCUUAAGGGACGCGGUCCACUUCCUGACGUCUGACGCCUCUGCGGAAAGAGUGGCCAAGGUGGAAGACGACGAGUCGGACACCAAAAGCGCUCGUGAUGAGUCCCCCGUCGACGCCAAAGUCGGCGACAAGGGAGACGGCCAGGAUGUGGUCAGGGCGUCGGGAGUCGAUGUGCACGCGCCCAGCGCCGAAAAGCAAGCCGAGACGGCCGACAAGGCGGCCAGCGCAGAGGGCGACGCCAAAGCAGACGAGGAGGCGCAGAAUGGCUCGGGCGAUGCACAAUCUGGCGCGGGGCCGGAAAAGAAGAAGAAGGCGCACCGUGGCCGACGAGGCGGAGUUAAGCACCGCAAGGGCAGGGGUCGGGAAGCGUCGCAGUCGAGGGAGGACGACGCACCGCCCACGACGGUCGAGGAAGCCGUCAACAACGCCAAGCGCCUUGGAGAUCGUCCGAGCCUCGAACCCGACGUCAUGACAGUCGCCAACGAUAUGCAGGCUGUUACGGGUCCCAUCAUUCGCAUGGGCAACAUCGAAGUCAACACAGAGCUGCAGCUAGGGACUGGCAGCAACGGCACGCUGGUGUUUGCCGGAAAGUUUGACGGCCGUGAUGUGGCCGUCAAGCGCAUGCUGAUUCAGUUCUACGACAUUGCCUCGCAGGAGACGCGGUUGCUGAGGGAGAGCGACGACCAUCCCAAUGUUAUCCGAUACUACUCACAGCAGAUGCGUGACGGGUUCCUGUACAUUGCACUCGAGCGUUGCGCGGCGUCUCUCGCCGAUGUGGUUGAGCGACCGCAUCUGUAUCGGGAGCUGGCAAACGCGGGUAGGACCGACCUUCCCGGCGUCCUCUACCAGAUCACAAACGGCAUCAGCCAUCUCCACAGCCUGCGGAUCGUUCAUCGCGAUCUGAAACCGCAGAACAUUCUGGUCAACAUGGGCAAGGACGGCAGGCCGCGAAUGCUGGUGUCCGACUUUGGCCUGUGCAAGAAGCUCGAGGGUGGACAGUCGUCGUUUGGCGCCACGACGGGAAGAGCGGCGGGCACCUCGGGGUGGCGCGCGCCCGAACUUCUCUUGGACGACGAUGCGCGUGAUGCUGGCAUGGUCGAUGCCAGCACGCAUAGUGGUUCGGGGUCAGUGCUCGUCAACGACGGCACCAUGGCCAGUAACCGCCGAGCGACUCGCGCCAUCGACAUCUUCGGCCUCGGCCUCGUCUUCUUCUACGUCCUGACCAACGGCUCCCACCCGUUCGACUGCGGCGACCGGUACAUGCGGGAAGUUAACAUCCGUAAGGGCAACCAUAACCUCCGGCCGCUGGACGCCCUGGGAGAUUUUGCGUACGAGGCUGAGGACUUGAUUGCGUCGAUGCUUGAAUCGGAUCCAAAGCAGAGGCCCAACGCCCGGGAGAUCAUGUCGCACCCAUUCUUCUGGUCUCCCAAAAAGCGCCUGGCCUUCCUGUGCGACGUCUCGGACCAUUUCGAGAAGGAGCCUCGCGAUCCUCCCUCGGCGGCGCUCCAAGAGCUCGAGCGGCAUGCGGCGCAAGUGACCAAGGGCGACUUCCUGCGCGCUCUGCCCCGCGACUUUGUGGACUCGUUGGGCAAGCAGCGCAAGUACACGGGCUCAAGGCUUCUGGACCUGCUGCGCGCCCUGCGCAACAAGCGCAACCAUUACGAGGACAUGCCCGAUACCCUCAAGCGGACCGUCGGCCCGCUGCCCGAGGGCUACCUGUCGUUUUGGACGCUGCGGUUCCCGAUGCUGCUGCUCGUGUGCUGGAACGUGGUGUACAACGUUGAGUGGGAGAAGACGGACCGAUUCCGCGAGUACUAUGAGCCGGCGGGUCUGUGAGAGUGAGAGGCGGGUAGCCGAAGCAUGUCGGCCAUUUCAUGCUAUUUGCGUGAGCGAUAGGGAGGACUCUGGUAUACGGAGAUUGAUUAACGUCUUACAUUCGUUCUUGCAGAGUAAAAAAAAAGUACGUUGGUAUGGUUAGCAUUUAGGUAGGCGAGGCUAGGAUUAGCAAUGGGCACCAUCACAUGGGCGCUUUUUUAUCCUCGAUUGCCCCUGGUCUUUUCACAAUCAAUCCUGUCUGGUCCGUCCGUCCAUGCAUGCCAUGCCAUGUGAGGUGUAUGCGCGUGUAUGGGUAUGGGUAUGUGUGUGUAUGCAUGCAUGUAUGUAUCUAUCUACGUGUGUGCAUAUACACUGUGUGUGUG
This is a messenger RNA of Purpureocillium takamizusanense, 4578 nucleotides long. RefSeq names its product Non-specific serine/threonine protein kinase (gene IRE1). Gene Ontology annotation, biological process: protein phosphorylation; mRNA processing; IRE1-mediated unfolded protein response. Gene Ontology annotation, molecular function: RNA endonuclease activity; ATP binding; protein serine/threonine kinase activity. Gene Ontology annotation, cellular component: IRE1-TRAF2-ASK1 complex. The coding region runs from base 404 to 4216 and encodes 1270 amino acids. Lineage: Eukaryota; Fungi; Ascomycota; Sordariomycetes; Hypocreales; Ophiocordycipitaceae. The record is from RefSeq and is a predicted model, not a curated record. The transcript is spliced from 2 exons.